CUGCGUGCGCUCGCCUUUACGGAUGCGCAUUCCGUCCGUGAAACUAAUUAAUCGGUUUGACGCCUAUCGAGGAUCAUUAGCGAUCGCGAACCCCGAAAAUCAGCAGUACACCCAUUACCACCGUAUUAUCCGCAUGCGAACUCUUGGCGGGUGAUGAAAUUAGUGUCACUUGUUCUCUGUGUGUGAUAUAUUAUUGAUUUAUCAUCGGCUACUGAAUCAUCCGUCUAUAUACGGGAUAGAGCGACGAGGGUGGUGCGUUUACCCAAAACUAUUCGAACUGCGUGGGGCAUUUCACCACCUCUGCAAACACAAUGACGAAGGACCAGCAGGCCACGCCCAUUCCCGAGGAGCUGUACAAUCUCACCCAGCUGGCGGAGGUCACUCUGGCGGCGGGUCCCUUAAUUACAGCCGAGGCGAAGCCAGCACCCAUUGGUGGUGCCAGUCUGUAUGCCUCCUCGGAUGAUGAGUCCAACUAUUACAGCCACAAGGUGUUCGAUCGCAGGAAAUCGCGCCGCUGCACCAUCUCCGACUCGAAUUCCUGCACCAGCAGCAGUUCCAGUUCCACAUCCAGUCUGCAAUCCACGGAGGACCACCACCUGGGACUCCAGGGGCAUUCGGCAGAGCACCACCAUGCGGAGCAGGGCGAGAUCCUCAACACCACUUCGCUGCUGGAGGACGAGCACAUCUGCCCAGAGUGCGGCAAGAAAUAUUCCACAUCCUCCAAUUUAGCUCGUCAUAGACAAACCCACAGGUCGAUCAUGGACAAGAAGGCGCGUCAUUGUCCCUAUUGCGAGAAGGUGUACGUUUCGAUGCCCGCGUACUCGAUGCAUGUGAGGACCCACAACCAGGGCUGCGAGUGCCCCACCUGCGGCAAGUGCUUCUCGAGACCCUGGCUCCUCCAGGGCCAUAUCCGCACCCACACCGGCGAGAAGCCCUUCAAGUGCAGCGUAUGCGAGAAGGCCUUCGCCGACAAGAGCAACCUGCGUGCCCACAUCCAAACGCACUCGAACACCAAGCCACAUACCUGCGCCCGUUGCGGCAAGGCCUUUGCCCUCAAGUCAUACUUGUACAAGCACGAGGAGUCCUCCUGCAUGAAGAACCGUGCUGGGGUCUCGGGAUCUGGCACGGGCAUGGGCUCAACCUCCAGUAACCGACCUCACACAUCGCCCAAGAGGCAGCAGUUGGAGGUGGGCAGCGGUUCCAGUUUGGCAUUGGGUCCUGGAUCACCUGCUACUGUGUGUGCUGCUCCUGAUUCGGCGAAAUCCACUCUGGCCAACAAGCUGCUGCAGAAGGAAAAGGAGCGUAGACAGGCGGCCCUGGCUUUCCAGGGAUAUCCAACUGGACCAGAAGUAGCUCCUUACAGCCAGGUUGCAGCUGCCUUGGAGGAGAUUGAGAAGUUCAAGCGGAUCAACGUAAUCCAGCCCACGGUGCUGCCCCAUAGGAUACCAAGCCUCUACCAUGACCUACCCACCCUGCCCUUGUCCAUGGCCUAUCACUUUCAGCCCCAGAACACGGCCACACAAGGGGUGGGGACCAUGACCAUCAGCAAUUCCACGCAGGAACAGCCCGUUGACUUUUCGCCCAAGAACAACUUUACACACUCGGCUAAGACGAGCCCCUUCGAGCUGACUGGGAACUACGCCAUGGUGGCGUAGGAGAUCAUCGCCCAGGACACCAAGCAAAAGACAGCGGAGAGAGCAAGAGCACUACCUACACCAAUUCGAGGAGACCCUUUUUUUGAAAACCCACAAAAACUAAAACCAAAUCCAACCAAAGCCCACCCCGAAAACCAGGACCUUUUCUUACUGUAGUCAACGAAUAUGUGAUAAAAAUGCAAAAGAGCUAAAGUACCAUUAGAGAGUAGACGAUUCCAGAAAGCUUAUCGAACAGAAGAGUUCUCUCUUCUCUUCUCCAAAAAGAAACCCAAAAGAGACGGGGUUAUAUACACAGUAGAUAUUUAUAGAGAGACAAGGUUGGAUCGAUCCCCGAUUGAUCGUUUGAUCUUCACUUAGUUGUAAUAAGAGACUUCUUAGAGACUUGCCAAGAACAGCGACAAAAAACCAAUGUAACCAGUAUUUUUUUAUAGCACAUACAUACGAUCAUCGAUCAAAGAGCGAGAGAUAGAGAUAUAGCAUCCCAAAUACGAUCGAACAACGCAGCAAAGCUACAAACUUUACACAUAGUCAUCUAGCAUUAUGAUUUUACAAAGAACUAGGCAUAACCAAAGAUAUUUCUGAAUCUGAAAAACACACUUACUAACCCCCAUUAAUCACUUUGCAUUAAGGCAUCGAUCGACUUCCUGCUUCCGGCACGGAAAUCGGUCCAAAACGAGAGAAUUUCUAGUCUUUAUCUUUAAAUUCAGCGCACAUUUGGCGAAAGAACACAUUUGUGCGUGGCGUUAUUUUAAGCACUUUACGGCCGCAUGUGGUGCAAUAAUUGACAUAACUGUAACACUAAUUAGCGUCUACCACAUACACACUAUCACUAUCAUGUAGAAAUCUGUAUAUUUUAAUUUUAUUUCGUAUCGUUUCGGAAAGAUGGCCUAUUUUAUUGUAGCACUUACCAUCUAGUUAUCGAGAGACAGACACCCACUGCAUUUCGUAAGCUCCGACUCGACCUACAGCUAAUCGCACCAAAGAUAUUUCGAUUUAGAUGCAGACGCAUACUACCUUUAUAUACUCGUACUUACCAUAUACACCAAAAGAUAUAUAUAUAUAUAUAUACGUAUACGUAGCUCUUAAACUGUAUUAUAGAUUUGCACUUUAAUUUGAAUUAAAUGAGAGAUCCAUAGAUCCCACAAAAA
Molecule: messenger RNA, 2803 nt
Organism: Drosophila subpulchrella
Lineage: Eukaryota; Metazoa; Arthropoda; Insecta; Diptera; Drosophilidae
Product: transcriptional repressor scratch 1
Exons: 4
Coding region: 312-1655 (447 amino acids)
Biological process (GO): regulation of DNA-templated transcription
Molecular function (GO): RNA polymerase II cis-regulatory region sequence-specific DNA binding; DNA-binding transcription factor activity, RNA polymerase II-specific
Source: RefSeq, a predicted model, not a curated record